CUGCACUACGGGACCCUCCUGGGCAGCAGAGCUUGUGCCCACAUGGCAGCAGCUGCCUGGGCCAGUGCCUUUCUCUAUUCACUGCUGCACACAGCCAAUACAUUUUCCCUGCCCCUGUGCCAUGGCAACGCCCUGGGCCAGUUCUUCUGUGAAAUUCCCCCAAUCCUCAAGCUCUCCUGUUCCAAAUCCUACCUCAGGGAACUGGGAUUUCUUGCUGUUAGUGUUUGUUUAGCAUUUGGUUGCUUUGUAUUCAUUGUUUUCUCCUAUGUGCAGAUCUUCAGGGCCGUGCUGAGGAUCCCCUCUGAGCAGGGACGGCACAAAGCCUUUUCCACCUGCCUCCCUCACCUGGCCAUGGUCUCACUGUUCCUCAGCACUGGAUCAUUUGCUAACCUGAAACCUCCCUCCAUGUCCUCCCCAUCCCUGGAUGUGGCCCUGUCAGUUCUGUACUCAGUAGUGCCUCCAAGCAGCUCAAGCUUCCCGUCGCUCCCUCGCAAUAGCCCUCACUAG
Molecule: messenger RNA, 507 nt
Organism: Melospiza melodia melodia
Lineage: Eukaryota; Metazoa; Chordata; Aves; Passeriformes; Passerellidae
Product: olfactory receptor 14J1-like
Exons: 2
Biological process (GO): G protein-coupled receptor signaling pathway
Cellular component (GO): membrane
Molecular function (GO): odorant binding; olfactory receptor activity
Source: RefSeq, a predicted model, not a curated record